Drosophila subpulchrella is the source of this 882-nucleotide messenger RNA. RefSeq names its product stress response protein nst1. The record is from RefSeq and is a predicted model, not a curated record. The coding region runs from base 22 to 882 and encodes 286 amino acids. The transcript is spliced from 2 exons. Lineage: Eukaryota; Metazoa; Arthropoda; Insecta; Diptera; Drosophilidae.
AAUACUCAGGAAAUCCCCAAGAUGAAAUUCUUCUACGGAGCUCUGCUUGUGCUGGGCACAGCCAUUAUUGCCCAGGCGGCUGUGGCCCGAUCCAACGAUGAGACCGACAAGGAGUCCGCCCAGCAGACCAAGUACCGCCUGUUCAAGCAGCCCGUGCAGAUCGAGGCCCGCAGCUUGCAGCAGCUGAUGGCCCUGAAGCAGCCCGCCUGCCCACCGACUGAAGAAACAGGAUCCACGGAGACCUCCACCCCCGAAACCUGGACUAUAACGACCAAGCCCACAGGACCCACCUAUAACACUGCCACCUACAGCAUAACCUCCGAACCCACCACUGAUUGGUCGAGCGAGGACGAGACCGCUCGUAAAGCGAGCUACCACAACCAGGUGAACGAGGACGAUGACGAGGAGUUCGAUCAGGAGGAGGAGGAGGAGAAGUACCUCAAGGAUCACGAUGACGAGCUGGAGGACGAGCACGAGGAUGACGAGAACGAGGGUUUCCAGCUGGCGGCGCCCAAGGCCUCCUCAUCCACAUCGGUGCGCCGUCGUGGUGGCUCCACCUCGGGCUCCUCCAACGAUAACCUGUCCAGCAGCGAGUUGUUGCGCGAGAUCGAGCUGCGCCGGCAGAAGGAACUGAACGAGCAGCUGCGCAAGCAGCUGAGCGCCGCCCGCCGCCGCUCCGCCAAGAACCGCCGCCGUGCCCAGAACAACCGCCGCCGGGCCAUGCGUCGCCAGCAGCAGCAGCGCCGCCAACAGUCCCUCAUCAACCAGAGGCAGCGCCAGGCGCUGAACCGUCGCCACAUGAACGCCCAGCGCCGCCAGCGCCGCAACAACCGCCUCAACCGCCUGCGCCAGCGCCGCCGCCACAACCGUCGCCGCAACUAA